Molecule: messenger RNA, 3463 nt
Organism: Nymphaea colorata (pocket water lily)
Lineage: Eukaryota; Viridiplantae; Streptophyta; Magnoliopsida; Nymphaeales; Nymphaeaceae
Product: receptor protein kinase TMK1-like
Biological process (GO): protein phosphorylation
Molecular function (GO): ATP binding; protein kinase activity; protein binding
Source: RefSeq, a predicted model, not a curated record
CGAGAGAGCGCGCAGUUGAAACGGAAGCGGAAAUGAUCUCUUCGUCCCCUUCCCCAAGCGCUCGCUAGUCCAUCAUACCCACAAGGGCCACAACCCUAGAGAGAGAGAGGGAGACACACACACACACACACACACACAGAAUGGCGAGCACUAGCAGCGGAGGGCUGAGGGCAGCUGCGUUGGUGGCGGCCAUGGCGGUGGCGCUGCUGUUAGGCGCGUGCUUGGCGGCCACGGACGCCGGAGACGCUCGGGUGAUGCACGAGCUGGCGACCGCCAUCGACCCCGGGGGCUCCGCCCUCGGGUGGUCUUCGUCGACGGACCCCUGCAAGUGGAAGCAGGUGUAUUGCAGUAGCGACGGGCGGGUGACGGGGCUCAGGCUGGGCGGGCUGUCGCUGGGCGGAACCCUCCCGGCGAGCCUCCGCAACCUCACCUCCCUCCAGACCCUUGAGCUCCAGAACAACAACUUUUCUGGCCCUCUGCCGAGCCUCGCCGGCUUGGGCUCCCUUUCCGUUGCCAUUCUCCACGACAACUCCUUCACCUCCUUCCCCCCGGACUUCUUCUCGGGGCUCGCCUCCCUCCAGGCCAUCUACCUCGACCACAACCCCUUCGCCCCUUGGGACAUCCCCCUCAGCCUCGCCGAUGCGACGGCCCUCGUUAACUUCUCUGCCAACGACGCCGGCGUCCAGGGCUCUAUCCCGUCCUUCGUGGGCACCUUCUCUAGCAUCCUCUCCUUUAACCUGGCCUACAACAAUCUCACCGGAGGCCUCCCUUCUUCCUUUUCCGGCACGUCUCUUCGGGUGUUCUGGCUUAACAACCAGAAAGGCCCGAAGCUCUCUGGCCGCAUCGACGUCCUCGCCAACAUGACCGACCUCGUCCAGGUCUGGCUGCAUUCCAAUGCCUUCACCGGCCCGCUGCCGGACCUCGCCGCCCUGACGUCGAUCACCGACCUCAACCUCCGGGACAAUCGCUUCACGGGGCCCGUCCCCUCUCUCGUCUCUAUCCCGACACUCAAGAACAUCUCGCUCACCAACAACCUUCUUCAGGGGGGAAUCCCGGUCUUCCAUGCCGGUGUGGGUGUCGACAACGACCCGAAGUUGAACCGAUACUGCCUCCCUACCCCCGGAAACUGUGACGAGAGGGUCACCGUCCUCCUCUCGAUAGCAGGCGCCAUGGCUUUUCCGGCUUACCUCGCAGACAGCUGGCAAGGGAACGACCCAUGCGGCGGCUGGGCGGGGAUUACAUGCAGUCCGAAUGGGAAUAUCACAGUCAUCAACUUCCAGGACAAGGGCUUUUCCGGAACCAUCUCGCCGGACUUUGGGAAGAUUCCCUCGCUGCAGAGGCUCAUGCUGUCCAAUAACAACCUCACCGGGUCGAUCCCGCAGGAGAUUGCCGACCUUCCAGCGCUCACCUAUCUGGACGUGUCAAACAAUUCCCUCUCCGGGAAGGUCCCGCUUUUCAAGCAGAAUGUGCAGCUUCUGAUGAGCGGGAACCCUCAGCUUGGGAAGGAUGAUGGUUCCCAGUCUGGUUCUGGCUCGUCCGGAUCAGGUGGGUCGGGCUCAGGAGGAGCUUCUGGAGGUGGCUCAGCCGGAAAGCGGUCGUCUGCAUCGGUUGGAGUGAUUGUUGGUUCCGUGGUAGCUGCAGUUUGCGCUUUGGGCUUGCUGGGGCUGUUGGCUUUCAUGGCGUACAAGAGGAAGCAGAAGGGAUUCGGAAGAGUGCAAAGUCCAAACGCAGUGGUCAUCCACCCACGGCAUUCUGGGUCUGAUCCCGAGCUGUUAAAGAUCACCGUCGCUGGAGCCAGCAGUGCCAAUGUCGUCCUGAACGGUGCGCAGAGCCAAGAGGCGGCUGGCCCGAGCGACAUUCAGUUGGUGGAGGCUGGGAACAUGGUGAUCUCAAUCCAGGUUCUGAGAAAUGUCACUAACAAUUUCAGCGAGGAGAAUAUUCUGGGCAGGGGCGGGUUCGGAACUGUCUAUAAGGGGGAAUUGCAUGACGGUACAAAGAUCGCGGUGAAGAGAAUGGAGUCGGGGGUGAUUGGCUCGAAGGGGUUGGAUGAAUUCACGUCCGAGAUUUCUGUCUUGACGAAGGUUCGCCACCGGCACCUUGUUGCGCUGCUUGGGUAUUGCGUUGAUGGCAAUGAAAAGCUUCUGGUCUAUGAGUACAUGCCUCAGGGGCCUCUGAGUAGGCAUCUCUUCAAUUGGAAGGAAGAAGGAAGUAAGCCCUUGGAUUGGAAGAAGAGGCUGAGCAUAGCAUUGGAUGUGGCAAGAGGCGUGGAGUAUCUUCACAGCUUAGCUCACCAGAGUUUCAUACACAGAGAUCUCAAGCCUUCCAAUAUCUUGCUUGGGGAUGACAUGAGAGCAAAAGUAGCAGAUUUUGGCCUGGUCCGGUUAGCUCCAGAGGGGAAAUAUUCCGUCGAGACGAGACUUGCUGGCACAUUUGGCUAUCUGGCACCAGAAUAUGCAGUUACUGGGAGAGUAACAACAAAGGCAGAUGUAUUCAGCUUUGGCGUGAUUCUCAUGGAGUUGGUUAGUGGCAGACGAGCUCUGGAUGAGACCCAGCCUGAGGAGAGCAUGCAUCUUGUUACCUGGUUCAGGAGGAUGCAUCUAAACAAGGAUGCAUUUAGAAAUGCUAUAGACUCUUCAAUUGAACAGAAUGAGGAGACACUUUCCAGCAUCUUGAUUGUUGCAGAGCUCGCUUGCCAUUGUUGUGCUAGAGAGCCAUAUCAGAGACCUGACAUGAGCCAUGCUGUUAAUGUGUUAUCUCCACUUGUUGAGCAGUGGAAGCCAACAGGCCCGGAUGCGGAUGACUUGUAUGGUAUUGACCUUGACAUGACUCUGCCUCAAGCUCUAAAGAAAUGGCAAGCCUUUGAAGACACACAGAUGGGUGAUAGUUCCUACCCUGCUUCGAUGGCUAGUCUAGAUAACACACAGACUAGCAUUCCAAAUAGGCCGUCAGGGUUCGCCGAUUCUUUCACCUCUUCUGAUGGGCGUUGAGGAGUGUAAGGUAAAUGAUUUGAGCAAGGAAAAUGGUGGCACCUUACAUUUCUGCUCCUGGUUCGCAUGUUUAUUCUGAUUGCUUACAUCUUCUGGCUCUAUCGUGAUGGAGCUGAUGCGGAUUGGGUACAUAAAUAUCUUGGUUUCUUGAUUUUGUGUGUCAUAUGUCGGCCUAAUAGUGGAAGAAUUCUUCAAUUCUGCUUUCUGGUCUUUUACAUGUCAGAAUGCUGGUCUUCUUAUUUGCUUUUCUCCAUUGUAUUUACACCGUAUCAAGCAGGUUAUGCUGGUAUGGACUGGAUUGUUUUUUGAAUGACCUAAAUCUUGUAACCCUGGUAGACGUCAGUAGGUUCAUUGUAUUUUAUUCAAAUGAAGAGUUCUGUCUUGACUUCAUUUUGUAGAAGGCAAGGUAGAAGGCAAGAUUCGUCUGCACCUGUAUGGUUAUUUAACCUUCGUUCAUUUCAUCUCUAUUUCUGUAA